ACACACACACACACACACACCAGUUCACUCGAGUCUUCAGGGCUGGGCACUUUUGGUUGUUGGAUAGUUUGACGGACCAGUUGAGUCUGAGCAGUCGACGCGGUUGGUACGUGAAACUUUUCGUCCCUCCUCCACGUGUGGCUCUCGGCUGAUAUUUUAGUGCAGAACUUUGCAGGACAGGCGUCGAGCGUGAUCUCUCCAUUCGUGAUUCAAUCUGAUGGAUCAGCUCAGAUGAGUUUGACUACUACGUUUCGCCAUUUUCGCAUUUUCACAACUAAGGUGACUUGAUCAAAAGUGUGAGACAACUUGAAUUGAGAGAGAGACUCGUAGUGGCCGGCAUCUGCUCGAUCAUUUUCUGAUUUCUGGGCCCCCCCUUUCUUCUUCUUCUUCUGUGUGUGUCAGUGAGUGUUAAUAUCCAGUUUAAAAAAGAAAAAAAAAGAAAGAAAAGAAAACGAUGACUGACGUCAUAAUGGUGGAUGGCAGCGUCGGAGCUUCCAACAACAGCAAUUUACCUUUAAAUAUGAACAAUAGUGUGAUCAGCGUGACGAUGGCGGCCGCAGCGGCAGCAGCAGCAGCGGCUGGCGGUACAGGUACGACAUCACCGACGUUAGGUGGAACAUCGCCCGUCUCGGCCGCUGCUGCAGCCGCUGCCAUGAUGAUGAUGCAACCGCCAGCCUCUUGCUCUUCGUCUUCAUCCUCUUCGUCGUCAUCGACGUCGGCGGCCGCCAUAGCGGCAGCAGCAGCCGCCGCCGCCGCCAAUACGCAAAGUGUGGCCGAUUAUUUGGCCCAACUUCUCAAAGACAAGAAACAGUUGGCCGCUUUGCCUAACGUGUUUCAUCACGUCGAACGACUGCUCGACGAAGAAAUUGGAAAGGUGCGCGGCAAUUUGUUCCAAAUCAAUGGAACCGAAAAGAAACCGAUGGUUCUUCCCGAUGCUGUUGGCGCAGCCGUCAAUCUGUCUGAAAAAGUCUACGUUCCUGUCAAAGAAUUUCCAGAUUUCAAUUUUGUUGGACGCAUUUUGGGACCGCGCGGAAUGACGGCCAAACAACUCGAACAAGAAACCGGUUGCAAGAUUAUGGUCAGGGGUCGUGGGUCUAUGCGAGACAAGAAAAAGGAGGAACAGAAUCGGGGCAAACCGAAUUGGGAGCAUUUGAAUGACGAACUGCACGUCCUCAUCACGGUCGAGGAUACGGAGAACCGCGCCAAAGUCAAGCUGCAACGCGCCGUCGAUGAAAUCAGGAAACUUCUCGUGCCAGCCCAGGCGGACGGGGAAGACGAAUUGAAGAAACGCCAGCUAAUGGAAUUGGCCAUCAUCAAUGGCACGUAUCGGGACCCAUCGGCUAAACUCGGCCAACCUGGAGGAGGCGUGGCUGGAAAUGUUGUUAGUGGCGUUGGUGUUGGGGGUGGCAAAGGUGCCGAUCUGCUCAGCAUUUGGUUCUAUGAAACACAGAUGCUUCAGCAGUACGCGAGCCGUCCUCCUUCUCCCGCCAUCAAUUCGUAUGCGCCGCGUCUUUUGCAGCCGGGAGUCGGAUUGGGUUCGCCAGGCGGACUAAGAAAUCCUUCAGCCGGAGCCUCACAACUUGAAUAUUACUUCAAUCAAGCGUCUUCAAAAGAUUCGUGGAACGGUAUCGCUGGAGCACCGCUCAUUCUUUCACCGCGGGGAAUGCAACAUUCUUCGGCUGCAUCAUCGAUGGCAGCGCUUCUCAAUUCAGCUGCGUCGGGAGGACCGCCGCCGCUCAUCAGCGCCGCCGAUGCCGCUGCUGGAUUGCUUUAUUCGCCUUACGCUGCCGCCGCUGCUGCUGAAUAUUCCAAUUACGCUGCCGCUGCCGCCGCCGCCGCUGGUCUGUCGUCCCAACUGUUGGCUGAAUACCAGACGGGCGUGCCGUCUUCCAACGACGGCACCGCUGUGUAUUUUAAAACAUAAAACAUACUAAUGAAACACCGGCCGCUCCACUCUCCUCUGUCUGUGGCUGAUUGUAGGAGGCGCUAGUGGAAAGCUGAGACGCCAUCUGGGCUCGCAAGGGCGAGAGCAUCCUUACCAAAGGAACGACCUCAACUAACAAGCCAAUCAUCAACUACCACCCAAAAAAACAAAACCAAUCAAAAAACAAAACAAACAAAUCCAACCCAACCAUCCAGCAGUUGUCCCAGAUAUUCAGGCCAGGUGCGUUGCCUCUUCCAACCAAACCUUAACUUUUUAUUAGUACUAACCAUCUUUAUUGUUUUCUUUUUGUUUUUUUGUUUUUUGUUUUCUUUUGUUUUUUUUUUGUUCUUUUUUCUUUGCUUAAAACUAUUUUUCGUGAAUUGCAAUCAAAUUUGUACAUUCAAUCGAGUAUUCAGAAAUCGAGCCUCAAAAAGCUAGGACGUGUCUAUUUAAUGUCUAUGUUAUGCAUUCAUUAGCUAUGAUUUAGUGUGACUGGGGAACCAUUUCAUUGCUAAGAGCAAAAGUAUCGUGCAUGCGCUUCAAAUGCCAUCUGUUGGCAAUCACGCAUCGCAACAGACGCUCUUUUCUGCUAGUGGGUUUUUGUUUUUGCUCCUUUUGGAAGUGAAAUUGCGCUCCCCCCCAUCUUUCUUUUUUCUUUCUUUCUUUCUUUGUUAAGUCGACCAUUCGAUUGACGGCGUUUAACUAGACUCGAGUUCGCGUUUAGCAUUCGUUUCGACAAGCGCAGAAUCGAGACCGAUUUCCUUGUCUGUUCCCUGUUCCACAUUUGCGUUGCAGUAAACCGCGUCUUUGACAAAACAAACGAACAAGAAAUCCCCUUGUUAUUUGCAAGGUACUCGAUCGAGCAUAAUAAUGCAAGUUUCAUCCGUUUUUUUUUGUUGUUUUUCUUUCCUUAUCGAAAGCUGCUGCUUAGUUAAAGGGGUGAAUUUAUUGGCAAAGCGAAAAUUUGGCCUCAGCUAAUCGCUUUAGUGUGUAAGUCAUUAUUUCUCAUCUGAUUCGUAGCAUUUUUGUGCUUCAAUCAAACAGCAUUUACAAAAAAAAAAAACUGAAUUUUUGAUACACUUAGCUUCUCAACAGAAUUUUUUUAAUUAUUAUUAAUUUUUUUUUCAUUAAAAAUUAAGACCGAUCGAAAGAACACAUAAUUGAAACAGCAAAGUGUAUUUUUUUUUUUUUUUUUUUUGCAAUUUAAAUUUUUAAGUUUUGUAUCUUAUCCGAGUGUGGUGCUAUCUAUUUUUUUUUCCUUUCUCGUGUUUUUUCGUGUACAGUUUCAAAUCGCAUUUAAGUCAUCUAUUUUCUUUACGACGUUUUUUUUAUUAUUAUUAUUAUUAUUUUUUCUAUUUUUAUUAUUAUUAUUAUUUUAUUUUUUUACUUCUACCUUCAGUUAGCUCUGUAUCGCAUUCGAAUUCUUUGUUGAACCGAUUGAAUUUUUGUCCUCUUUUUUUUUUUCUCCCCGCGGGAACGAUUGUGUCUUGCGUGCCAUGAUUUGCAUAAAAAGAAAAACGCAACAACAUCCGAAAUACUUAGUGCCAAUAUUUUACUAUUAUAUAUAUAAUGAGUAUAUAUAUAUAUAUAUAUAAUUGUUUCAGCCAAAUACAGUGGUAUUGCCUUUCUAAAAAGAAA
Messenger RNA from Daphnia magna, 3562 nucleotides. Its product is annotated as protein quaking-B. Gene Ontology annotation, molecular function: mRNA binding. The record is from RefSeq and is a predicted model, not a curated record. Gene Ontology annotation, cellular component: nucleus. Lineage: Eukaryota; Metazoa; Arthropoda; Branchiopoda; Diplostraca; Daphniidae. Gene Ontology annotation, biological process: regulation of mRNA splicing, via spliceosome. The coding region runs from base 455 to 1924 and encodes 489 amino acids. The transcript is spliced from 10 exons.